Molecule: messenger RNA, 2236 nt
Organism: Mercenaria mercenaria
Lineage: Eukaryota; Metazoa; Mollusca; Bivalvia; Venerida; Veneridae
Product: MAPK/MAK/MRK overlapping kinase-like
Exons: 12
Coding region: 309-1775 (488 amino acids)
Biological process (GO): intracellular signal transduction; protein phosphorylation
Cellular component (GO): cytoplasm; nucleus
Molecular function (GO): ATP binding; protein serine/threonine kinase activity
Source: RefSeq, a predicted model, not a curated record
AAUCCUGGUUUCUAAACUUAUUCAUUAAUGAUUAAGUAAUGUUAUAAUCUUUAAAUCUCUGUCUUAAAGAAGUUUAAGUAGGUAUAAAUUGAACUACAUGUAUAUUUAGUUCAAGAAACACGGUUUUAAAAGCAUGAUUUCAGUUAGUCGAUUAAUCAUGGAUUAAGGCGAAUGCAGAAGUCGACAUUUUUGGAUACUAGUAUUUAACAAAAAAAGAUGGGGACGUCUUAUUCGUGUUUUAAACGCAUACAUGGAUAUGGAUGGUAAAAAUGGGAUAAAAGUUAAAUUAAGUUGUUUUGUGUCGGAUUAUGGCCAAAUCUGAGAAAGGCUCGGAAAAAGAGACUACUGAUAGGGAUGAUAAAGAUACGGCGCCGACGCCCAAAGAAAAAAGACGUCGGGAUAUAUUAUACGGAAAAGGAGAAUAUCGCAUCCUUGGGAAGAAAGGUGAAGGCACCUUCUCAGAGGUGCUGAAAUGCCAAAAUAUAAAAGAUGGCUCAUACUGGGCCUGCAAAAAGAUGAAACAGACUUAUGACAGUUUGGAUCAAGUGAAUAAUCUGAGAGAAAUACAAGCCAUGAGGAGACUGGCAAAUCAUACCAACAUCCUCGAACUCGAGGAAGUCAUUUUUGACAAGAAAAGUGGUACUCUAGUCCUGAUCUGUGAGCUAAUGGAUAUGAAUAUUUAUGAGCUGAUAAGAGGAAAGCGCCACCUGUUGCCAGAUUAUAUGGUGAAGAAGUACAUGUAUCAGCUGUGUAAAUCUGUAGAUCACAUGCAUAGAAAUGGCAUUUUUCACAGGGAUGUUAAACCUGAAAAUAUUCUCAUAAAGGAGGAUUUGUUAAAGUUGGCAGAUUUUGGUUCAUGUCGCAGCAUUUAUUCAAAGCAGCCUUACACAGAAUAUAUCUCGACACGAUGGUACCGAGCGCCAGAGUGUCUUCUCACAGACGGGUAUUACACGUAUAAAAUGGACAUGUGGAGUGUUGGUUGUGUAUUCUUUGAAAUUUUAAGUUUGCAUCCAUUAUUUCCCGGUUCUAAUGAGGUUGACCAGAUUGCCAAAAUACAUGAUAUAAUGGGUACACCAGAACCAAAUGUUCUGAACAAGUUCAAAAAAUCAAGAGGAAUGAAUUUCAAUUUUCCGACAAAGAAGGGUUCAGGUAUUGAACGAUUGUUACCGCAUGCAGGAACAGAUUCUAUAGACUUGAUAAACAAACUGUGUACAUAUGAUCCAGAUGAACGAAUGACAGCAAAACAAGCUCUACGACAUCCUUAUUUUAAGGAACUCAGGGAUAAUGAUAAACGUCAGAUAGCACUAAACAAAUCAAAGAUACUGCAAGAGAAAGAUGACAGUUCCAAUAUCGGGACAAAGUCCGAGACGGAAAAUAGUGUCUCUCCAAAACUGGAGAAAAAGAAAGAUUCCGAGCUCCAUAUUAUCGCAAGUUUGCCCAAACCCCAGUCGUUACCUGCACAUCAAUUGUUCAAAGAUAAACGAAAGGUAUACCAGCGUCGAAGACGUUUAGGUGAACCACACAACACCACUUACAACAGUACACAUUCCAGUUUCUUCCCGAAGGUUCCAAUCCAUGCGAGUACGAUCAAUCCGUCGUAUCAUUCCUCAUCAUUCCCCUCCACGUUCGCUUCUCACAGCACAUCCAAUCAGCUCUCUCUCCUACCCAGCAUCAAUAGUACAUAUAAAUCACAUAAGAACCCUAGUUCAAAGACUAAAAACAUGUUUGGGCACUAUCAGUUGCCAUCUUUAGAUCGCAGAGGUGCAGGAUUUUAACAACUGCUUACAUUUAGGAUUUUAUAAAUUGUGAAACUUUACACAUGUGUGCUACAUAUGUUCAAAUAGUACUGUGAUACUGCAUUUUCUAUAUGUCACAUUCUGUGUAAAUGGAAAAGGUCAGUGCGUGUUAAGAUGUUUUGAAUGUCAAAACUGACAUUGAAAUUGUUUCACUGGAAGUGUGGUUUAUUUUUAUCAUUUAUGUUAAAUAUGUCACCUUGGAACACCGGGGUCAAGAAUACUUGCAAACUGUUGAAGAAUUUGCUUCAUUCGAAAAGUACCUUUAGUUGUGGUAACAAAGAUGGUACAGAAAGGAAAAGAAAACGUUUAAAGAUAUUUUUUGGGUAACAAUAGCAUUUUAAUAUGCAUCAUGUAAUAUAUCUUAAAUUCAAGAAACAUUUUAUUGAAGUUUGAAUCUCUGUAUAUUUUUCUGAUUUUGGACAAUACAUACUGGUACACUG